AUGCUUACCUCUUACUCAAUUGAAUGUUUGCAAGGAUAACAUUUACAAGGACAAAUGGGCAAUACUAUUUGUCAACUCUCAAUUGCACAGGGUUUAUUGGCUGUAAGUUAUGAGGAUUUCAUCUAAAUUUGGAAUUUGGAAUAUUAUUGUGUGUCAAUCCAAAUAUAAUUAGAAGACAAUGCUAUAGUUACCUCAAUGAUAUUUUGUGAUUCUCUGCCUCUCUUAAUCAUAGGCACUAAUUAAGCAGAUAUCUUUAUAUUUUAAUUGGUUUAGAAGAAUGAUAAAUUGUAAUGCACUUUAGAAGGACAUUUCAAUAUUGUGAAGGCUGUUUUGAUUUAAAAACUAAAGAGUGUAUACCCAGAUCGUAUAAGUAUCAUGAGCAAUUUGUUUUCGAAAACAUCAUUGGAGUUAAUCGAAUUAUAUGAUGAAGGGGAUGAACAAAUAGAAGUUAAGCACCUUUUCAAUAACAAAUAUAAGUUAAUGACUCAUGGAUCUUUUGCCUCUCGCUUAUUAGUCCAAUUUCAUUAAGAAGAACUUAAAUUAUACAUUGCAACAAACAGAGGAUCAGCCUUAGUGUUUAAUCUUACAUAAUUACUUGAAAAGAAAAAUGUAGCCAAGAAACUUGAUCAGAUUAAUCAAAGGCCUAAUUAUAAUCCCUAUAGAGUGGUCUACAAUAAAUUGCAAGGAAACUUUAUCGAUAAUUAUCAAAUAGUCCAGAAUCGUUUGAUUAAAGAUCAAUUCAAAAAGAGAGAAUCUAAAUUUGAGUAGAGCAGUAAAAUCAAACAAAAGUUCAGGAAUUCCUUAAUCAGAUUCAGUAUUCUAAAGGGAUUGAAAGACAAUCCGGAAUUAGACAUCACUCAUACCUUUAAGGAUUCUAUAUUUUCAUUUGAUGAGUAACUUGAAACUGCAGAUUAAAUCCACAAUGACAUGAUUAUUUAAUUAAACUUCCUUUACAUAGAUCCAUAUGAAAUACUGUUUCGUAAAAAGACUUAACUCUUAAUUACUGGAUGCGUCGAUGAUACUGUAAAAGUAUUUACAACGGAAUUUAUUCAAAUUUGCGAAUUUUCAAUUCAUAAUCCCCUGCCGUUUUAAUGGUAGUCCUUAUUAAACGAGAAAAACAAAGUAAAAGCCACCAUUUUGUUUUCUUUGGAAUUGCUUUAAUAGAUUUUACCUUAAUUAAGUUAAGAAAAGAGAAAGGCAUAUGAAAUUGAGAACAUGUUAAAAUAGAAUUCAAUUAAACAUAUUAACAAGAACUAUAAAUUAUCUAAUAUUUUAUUAAAAAAAGAGCCAAUUGGGAAUUAAUAGAAAUUGAAGGAUUCUUUCCUAAAUAAACGGAAAAUAAGUUUAUGCAACAAUAUGAAAAUGCCUUAAAUAUCUCCUAAAUUACCGCCGUCAUUGCGUUAUUAUGAUGAGAAAAUCAAAUAGAGUAAGUAUCAACAAGAAAUUCAUGAACAAGAUUUGGCGAAUCAACAAAAUCAAUAAAAAAGAUAAUAAGGAAUUUAAGUUGAAUUGUAGAGACAAUAAAAAAAAGAGAUCAUAGAUUAUCUAACUCCUGAGACAAAUACGAAUCCAAAAUUGUUUGAGGAUUUUUCGAUUUAGGCUCUGAGUGCUCGAUUAAAGACUGAAUCAAGGACUCAUUAGAGUAAAAUAACUAAAACUACUAAUGAUACAAAACGAACUUUUACUAGGUAGAGUUUAGAUUUUUUUGAUUAUGCUGAGAAGAAAGAAAUGCUCACAACUAGAAUCUCGAUUUUAAACAAGAAGAGAACAUCAUGA
Paramecium tetraurelia is the source of this 1776-nucleotide messenger RNA. RefSeq lists its product as uncharacterized. Gene Ontology annotation, molecular function: protein binding. NCBI's taxonomy places the organism in Eukaryota, Ciliophora, Oligohymenophorea, Peniculida, Parameciidae. The transcript has 4 exons. Gene Ontology annotation, cellular component: Cdc73/Paf1 complex. The record is from RefSeq and is a predicted model, not a curated record.